UGCGAGAGUCUUCGCUCAAUAUUUUGACUAUAGCACUGGAUCGAAACCAUUUGUGCUAUUUAUAAUUUUACAUACUUUAAACAGAUUUCUAUUUGGUAAUAAAUAAAGUAAUGAUGUCAAAUCUUCGGGGCGUCUCGCCCUUAUCAGAAGCAAUGUCCGACACGACGCUAGAAAGAAAUCGUGGAGAAAAGGCGUUGUUAACCAAAACGCCCUCUCAAAGCCAAGUAUUUUUACAUAAAACAACAAGUAAUAUGCUUAAAAAUUACUCUGAUAAAAAUGGAAACGACGUUACGAAGACUGUUCAUAAAGGCCGCAAAACCUUUGCGUUUUGGACACUAGUAUGCCUAUUAUUUAUAUUGGCUAUCGGGAAUCUGGUUCUCACGUUCACCAUUCUCGCUGUAUUAAGACUUGGGCAAGGCCUUGAAAGUAUGGAAUUUCUCCCAGAGCACAACGCUAUCAAAUUCUUCGGAUUAACAGAUUUAGAUCAUAUUUAUAAGAGAGACGGUUUGAUAGAAAGCUUCAGAGACACACCCAUGAGUAUAACGAGUGAAAAUGGUUCUGUACUCUUCAAUUUGCAGACCAGAUUAUCACGCACGGAUACAAAACUGGUAGUGAACACGUCUGGAGUCUUCAUCAAAGGGGUUAACUCCCUCGAACUGACCGACCCUGAUUCCGGCGAACGGGUGUUCAGCACCGCGAACCCGGAGAUCACGGUCACUGAAAGCAUUAAUAAUUUGAAUGCUAAGCAAGUAUCAACGAAACGCAUCUCAUCACCAGUUGACGAGGAUCUCACCUUCCGUUCUGAAACAUCAGCCUACCUCCGGGGAGCGGAAGGCACUCACAUGGAAUCGAAGGAACUGUUCUGGAGUGCUGACCAGGAUAUUUACUUGAAAUCGAUCAACGGUUCUGUUGUCCUAAGCGGUAAAGAAGGUGUUUUCAUCGAUGUCAGAUAUUUACCGAUAGCGAUACCCCUGAACAAAGAUAAGUUCCAUGGCACGGGGCAGUUUAAAGUGUGCGUCUGUAUGCCCCAAGGGAAAUUGUUCAGGAUAGCAGUUCCCAAUGGACAAAAGAUCACGUGUUCUCAUGUUAAUAUGACCGGGGAACUGAAUCCUUGUAUGUAGUGGAGUUCAUCAUAUAUAUAUUUGUGUAAUAGCUGGAGAUAGUAGUCAUAUAAAUGUAUAUUUUAUCUGUAUUAUAAUUACAAUAUAAAUGU
This is a messenger RNA of Vanessa tameamea, 1213 nucleotides long. RefSeq lists its product as uncharacterized. Lineage: Eukaryota; Metazoa; Arthropoda; Insecta; Lepidoptera; Nymphalidae. The coding region runs from base 111 to 1121 and encodes 336 amino acids. Gene Ontology annotation, biological process: muscle organ development. Gene Ontology annotation, cellular component: sarcolemma; sarcoglycan complex. The record is from RefSeq and is a predicted model, not a curated record. The transcript is spliced from 4 exons.